Molecule: messenger RNA, 2199 nt
Organism: Manis pentadactyla (Chinese pangolin)
Lineage: Eukaryota; Metazoa; Chordata; Mammalia; Pholidota; Manidae
Gene: ALDH9A1
Product: aldehyde dehydrogenase 9 family member A1
Exons: 11
Coding region: 21-1577 (518 amino acids)
Molecular function (GO): 4-trimethylammoniobutyraldehyde dehydrogenase (NAD+) activity; aminobutyraldehyde dehydrogenase (NAD+) activity
Source: RefSeq, a predicted model, not a curated record
CCCCUCGCGGCUCCGCCCCCAUGUCUCGGCUCGCGGGCUUGGCGGCGCUCGGCCCGGUCCUCCGCACUCUUCGGCCUGGUUCUGCCGCCGCCAUGAGCACGGGCACUUUCGUCGUGUCUCAGUCGCUUAAUUACCGCGGCGGGGCCCGCGUGGAACCGGCGGACUCCUCCGGCACCGAGAAGGCGUUCGAGCCGGCCACGGGCAGAGUGAUAGCUACUUUCACAUGUUCAGGAGAAAAAGAAGUAAAUUUGGCUGUUCAAGAUGCAAAGGCUGCCUUUAAAAUAUGGAGUAAAAAAUCUGGCAUGGAGCGUGGUCGAAUCCUUUUGGAGGCUGCCAGGAUAAUAAGGGAGCGGAGGGAUGAACUCGCUGUCAUAGAGACCAUCAACAACGGCAAGUCCAUCUUUGAGGCCCGCUUGGACAUUGACUCCUCCUGGCAGUGCCUGGAGUACCACGCAGGCUUGGCUGGGUCCAUGGCUGGCGAACACAUCCAGCUCCCAGGCGGAUCCUUCGGUUAUACCAGAAGGGAGCCCCUUGGUGUCUGUGUGGGCAUAGGAGCGUGGAACUACCCCUUUCAGAUCACCUGCUGGAAGUCUGCGCCGGCUUUAGCGUGUGGUAACGCCAUGGUCUUCAAGCCGUCUCCCUUCACGCCCGUGUCUGCCGUGCUGCUGGCGGAGAUCUACACGGAGGCCGGCGUGCCGCCCGGGCUCUUCAACGUGGUGCAGGGGGGCGCCGCCACGGGCCAGGGCCUGUGUCAGCACCACGACGUGGCCAAAGUCUCCUUCACUGGCAGCGUGCCCACCGGCAGGAAGAUCAUGGAGAUGUCGGCCAAAGGAAUCAAGCCUGUCACCUUGGAGCUGGGAGGCAAAUCUCCGCUGAUCAUCUUCUCAGACUGCGACCUGGGGAAUGCCGUGAAAGGGGCGCUGAUGGCCAACUUCCUCACGCAGGGCGAGGUUUGUUGUAAUGGCACAAGGGUGUUUGUACAAAAGGAAAUUCUUGAUAAAUUUACAGAGGAAGUAGUGAAACAGACCCAAAGGAUAAAAAUUGGAGAUCCCCUUCUGGAAGAUACAAGGAUGGGUCCCCUCAUCAACCGGCCACACCUGGACCGAGUCCUCGGGUUUGUUAAGCUGGCAAAGGAGCAGGGUGCUAAAGUGUUAUGUGGUGGAGACCCGUAUGUACCGGAAGACCCCAAAUUAAAGGGUGGAUAUUACAUGAGACCUUGUGUACUAACCAAUUGCAGAGAUGACAUGACCUGUGUGAAAGAAGAGAUCUUCGGACCAGUCAUGUCCAUUUUAUCGUUUGACACUGAAGCCGAGGUUCUGGAAAGAGCCAAUGAUACCACCUUUGGCCUGGCUUCUGGUGUUUUUACCAGGGACAUCCAGCGUGCUCACAGAGUGGUGGCUGAGCUUCAGGCAGGGAUGUGCUUCAUUAACAACUAUAAUGUCAGCCCGGUGGAGCUGCCCUUUGGUGGAUAUAAGAAGUCAGGGUUUGGCAGAGAGAAUGGCCGUGUGACAAUUGAAUAUUACUCACAACUGAAGACUGUAUGCGUGGAGAUGGGUGAUGUGGAAUCUGUGUUUUAAAAACGUGCAGCGAAGCCAGUCAGCACGGCAGGCUGUGGAAUAAUGAGUCUGCUUUCUGCAUAGAGGCAGUUCAACUACAUACCAUUUAAUUCCAGAAUUUUGAUCAGUCAGGAUAAGAGAAGGGUUCAGUGUUACUCUUCGUCUCUCAGUAAUCUUACUAAUUCAGGAUGUGCAUAAGUGCCUUUUACCUGCCAAUCAAGAAAGUUGUGUUUUCCUCAAAGCAAAUUUCUGUGAAAUCUUUACAAGCUAGUAACACACUCGAGAACAGAGAGGGGCCCGGCUUGUACUUCUUCCAGACUGGACCCAGGGCCAGUGCUCCUUGUCUGGCUUACGGUAAACAGCUUGUUCCUGGUGGGACUUGUCAUUCCAUUGGAAAAGCUGACAGUUGGCUUAGGGAAGGGGAUUAGGUAACAGACAGGGACAGAUUCUGCAUGAAUGUCAAUGUGCCAGACCAGGUACUGUUUCCCCUUGGGCUGUGGUGAGGAAGCAAAGGACCCCAGCACCCCUUCUCCAGUCCUUGACGUGCAGCGAGCUCUUUAUGUGAGGAGAAUUACCUUUUAAAUGUACAAAUUGCAUGCUACUGUAGUGCACUGAAAUGAAAUAAAUCACACUGUUAAUCUUU